Molecule: messenger RNA, 321 nt
Organism: Lactuca saligna
Lineage: Eukaryota; Viridiplantae; Streptophyta; Magnoliopsida; Asterales; Asteraceae
Source: the annotation of a GenBank genome assembly
AUGGAUUUUAACCCCAAUGUAAACAUUGGACGUUUCACAUGGCUGAAGGAAGUUCCAAUUAAAGUUAAUUGCUUCAUAUGGAGGGCAAAACUGGGCAAAAUACCUUCUGUUGUAGGUCUCUUGUCUAAAGGGGUAGCUUUGGAAAGUCCAAUAUGCAAACAAUGUGAGGAUGUCAAUGAAUGUUCAGACCAUGCCUUGAUUGGAUGCAAAUAUGCGAAAAUGGUUAUGCAAGGGGUUUUUCAAUGGUGUGGUGUUGCCAUGGAAGAGUUCGGUACAGUGAACGACAUGAUCACACUUGUAAAUUCACAUUUCGGAUGCUAA